This is a messenger RNA of Pyrus x bretschneideri (Chinese white pear), 1089 nucleotides long. RefSeq names its product probable WRKY transcription factor 49. The record is from RefSeq and is a predicted model, not a curated record. NCBI's taxonomy places the organism in Eukaryota, Viridiplantae, Streptophyta, Magnoliopsida, Rosales, Rosaceae. Bases 97 to 990 code for a protein of 297 amino acids. The transcript has 3 exons. Gene Ontology annotation, biological process: regulation of DNA-templated transcription. Gene Ontology annotation, molecular function: sequence-specific DNA binding; DNA-binding transcription factor activity.
CGUCUUUUAUUUCUUCACCAGAUAAUACACACUCUAUAAUUCUCAUCUUAUCAACUCAUUUCCUCUCAGUUUCUUCUUCUUCUUUUUCUAUUAGCAAUGGAGGAAGCAAUGGCUGCUACGUGGUCGGACGGCUCAGAGGAAGAGCUGGUGAGGGAGCUUCUGGACAAUGAGUCACCGUUCUUUGUGCUACCGGAGGAAUAUGUGCAGUCCCAAACGACUAGUGCUUUCAGCAAAGAGGCUAUCAACCGGUUUAUCCCUAACGUCUAUUCUGGUCCGACAAUCCAAGAUAUUGAGACUGCUUUGUCUGUCACAACGGGAACAGUCCAGCCCCAAGAACUUUCAAAUGCCAGGCUGUCAUUGCCAGAAGGGGGUCUGAGUAAGGUUGAGCAUAAGUAUACUCUGAAGAUCAAAAGCUGUGGAAAUGGAAUAAUGGCUGAUGAUGGUUAUAAAUGGAGGAAAUAUGGCCAAAAAUCCAUUAAGAAUAGCCCAAAUCCUAGAAGCUACUACAGGUGCACAAAUCCAAGAUGCAGUGCUAAAAAGCAAGUAGAGAGGUCCAGUGAGGACCCAGACACGCUCAUCAUCACCUAUGAAGGGCUCCAUUUACACUUCGCAUAUCCAUUUUUUGACUUUAACAACCAGGCCCAAAACUCCAGCCCGUCGAUGAAGAAGCCCAAGAAGAAAACCUCGGAGCCCCAAGCCGAAGACCAAGACCGAGAAGCCCAAGAAAGUCUGCGAAGCGUUACUCCCGAUCCAGUUCCGGAUCUGCCGCCCGGCCCAUCUCCGGACCGGCAUCAAGAGUUUGUGGAAGAAGAGAGAAGCUCACAAGGAUUGCUUCAAGAUAUGGUGCCAUUCAUGAUUAGGAACCCUAAACCAUCAAGUGCUUCUUCAAACUCUACAUGUUCCUCUUCUCGUUCAUCUCCAACCUCUUCUUCUUGUCUAUCAUGGGUUUCUUCCUAUUUUGACGUGGGCAUGAAUCAUAGUUUUGGAUGAAUCCAUAAACGUAAACUAUACAAUGUUGAACAAUAACGAUAUGUAUGCUAAAAAUUGCGAUGUAGAUUUUAUCGUCAGUAUAAGGAGAAAGGUGGUUUU